Pistacia vera is the source of this 2991-nucleotide messenger RNA. Its product is annotated as receptor-like protein kinase FERONIA. The record is from RefSeq and is a predicted model, not a curated record. The transcript has a single exon. NCBI's taxonomy places the organism in Eukaryota, Viridiplantae, Streptophyta, Magnoliopsida, Sapindales, Anacardiaceae. Gene Ontology annotation, biological process: protein phosphorylation. Gene Ontology annotation, molecular function: protein kinase activity; ATP binding.
UUUGAAGUGCAACAAGCUCUUACAAUAUUUAAUCUGCAGAAGUUUUUGCUCCAGAUUUUUCCAUAACACGCAAUGGAAAACACUUGUAGCCCUCAUCUCUAUACCAAAAUCCGACCAACUCUUGCACUAUUCUACUUCUCCUAUAGCCAGUUCCUCCUCUCCGCCGUUGCCGGUGACUCAACGUUUACAUACACUCCAGCAGAGAACAUAUUUCUUGCUUGUGGCUCCCCUGACAAAUCGGUUUCUCAAGAUGGCCGAAACUUGACUGGAGAUAUCAACUCUGAAUAUUUUUCCUCGCUCCAAGCCCAAAACAACAAAUCAAUAUUCUCUGACUCACCUCAACAACCCAGAAGAAGUUUAGAGAAAUUCUAUGGGAAAACCAGACUCUCUUAUGCGCCAUUCACCUACAUAUUCAACAUCACGCCCGGUCAAAAGUUCAUCCGCUUGUAUUUCUUCGCUACUUCGUAUCCGAACUUUGAUAGCUCUGAAGAUUUCUUCUCUGUUCAAGCCAAUUCCUUUACCCUUCUUAAAAACUUUAGUGCUUCAUUAACAGCUGCUGCUGAUCUUGACGGCCAAGAUACCGUUUCAAAAGAAUACUGCAUUAACGUCGAAGAAGAUGGGUUAAACAUAACCUUCACUCCCAGUCCAGACCACAAACAAGCAUAUGCUUUUAUCAACGGGAUUGAAAUAGUAUCCAUGCCCCCUAAUCUUUAUUUCACGGAGACAGAAGGUAUAAAUGGUCCAUUCAAAUUUCUUGGCUAGGUGAUGAAUCCGUUCAGUAUUGAAACCAGCAAUGCCCUUGAGACCGUAUACAGAAUAAAUGUCGCCGGGAAACAAAUCACGCCCAUAGAGGACACCGGUAUGUAUAGAAACUGGAUUGUGGACGACCGCUACUUGAGAGAUGCUAGACCAGGUGUUAAAGUCGUCAACGUUACUAUUAGCCCCAGGUUCGACGCGAUACCGAAUUACACUGCUCCAGUUGUAGUCUAUCAAACAGCCAUGUCGAUGGGGAAGGACGAGAAUGUUAACCAGAAUUAUAGACUCACUUGGGAGUUUCCCGUGGAUUCCGGGUUUACGUAUUUUGUCAGGCUUCAUUUUUGCGAGGUUCAGAUAGAGAUAACAGAUAAUAGUCGUAGAAGGUUUGAAAUCUACAUAGCUAAUCAAACUGCCGAGACUCGAGCUGACAUAUUUGAAUGGAGCGGUGGAAAUGGUAUUCCUGUAUACAGUCAGUACGCUGUUAUGAUAGCAGCAAAAGGAGAUGAAAAGAAGCAGAAUCUCUCUAUCGCACUGCACCCAGCGCUCAUAUGGAUGACAAAUUAUUCUGAUGCCAUCUUGAAUGGCCUUGAAAUCUUCAAAGUGGACAGCUUCAAAAAUCUCGCAGGACCUAAUCCUGACCUGAUCCCCUCACUUUCGGUUCCAGAGACAAACCUGCAAUCAACAAAACCGAAGAACAAAAGUACAACGAUAAUAGCCAUCGUUGCUGGUGUUGCAUCCGGCUUUGUUGUACUUUCUCUUUUAUUAUUGUUAAUAUUCCGGCGAGCAAGGCUAGUCAAUGACUGGGGUUCCAGCACUGCUGGGACUUCAUUCUGGGCCCCAUUUUCUACUUCUACGACCAAGUCAACCAAGUCCCGUGGCUUAUCUCUACCGUCCGAUCUUUGUACCCGCUUUUCACUAUCCGAGAUCAAAGCGGCGUCAAACAACUUCGAUGAUGCAUUCAUUAUUGGCGUUGGAGGGUUUGGUAAUGUGUAUAAGGGCUACAUUAAUGAUGGGUCCACACCUGUUGCAAUCAAACGGCUGAAUCCGGGGUCACAACAGGGGGCCCUGGAAUUCAAUGCCGAGAUCGAUUUGCUCUCCCGGCUUAGGCACCUUCACUUGGUGUCUCUCAUUGGCUAUUGCAACGAUCAUGGAGAGAUGAUCCUCGUGUAUGAUUACAUGUCUCGUGGGACCCUACGUGAUCAUCUCUAUAACAGUGAUAAUCCUCCUCUUCCGUGGAAUCAACGACUCGAGAUUUGUAUUGGUGCAGCACGGGGGCUACAUUAUCUUCACACUGGCGCGAAGCACGUCAUCAUUCACCGUGAUGUGAAGACAACAAAUAUUUUGUUGGAUGAGCAAUGGGUCGCCAAGGUUUCCGAUUUUGGGUUAUCAAGAUUGGGACCCACGACCAUGUCACAAACACACGUCAGCACAGUUGUGAAGGGUAGUUUUGGGUAUUUAGAUCCCGAGUAUUAUAGACUUCAGCAUUUGACUGAGAAUUCUGACGUGUACUCAUUUGGUGUUGUGUUAUUGGAAGUUUUGUGUGCGAGGGCGCCUAUACUUCGAACUGUGGAUAAGAAGCAAGUGAGUUUAGCCGUUUGGGCUCGACAAUGUUACUGCAGUGAGACGGUUCAUGAGAUUAUUGAUCCGUUUUUGAAGGGUAUGAUAGCGCCGGAGUGCUUGAAGAAAUUUGCAGAGGUGGCAAUGAGUUGCCUGGAUGAUAAUGGAACAAGACGGCCAUCGAUGAGUGACGUGGUGUGGGGUCUUGAGUUUGCAUUGCAAUUACAGGAGACGGCAGAGAAGCAUUAGAAGUUUGGGGAUGAUAAGGAGGAUAGAAAGAAGGGCGAGGUUGAUGAUGAGGAGAUAUGUUUAUUGAAAUAUGAAUCAGAUGUUGAUAGCGGGAGUUUGUUCAGUAGCAUUGGAGAACAUGUGUUUGAUUUGAAGAGCGCUAGUACGGUGACACUAUCAACCAGUGAUGAUCAAAGCUUUUCUACUAAAAGUUCUGGUAGUAGACACGUUUCAGGAGCUGUCUUCUCCGAGAUCAUGAACCCACAAGGGCGAUAAGUUAGAUUGAAAGUCUCUUCGUCCUGUCUUGAUAAAUAGAGGUUAUAUUUUCACUAGUUUAUUUUUCGUCUGGAAAUUUGGACUCAAUCACGGUAAGACUUGGAUAUGUUAGACGUAGUUUCUAUGUUUUAUAGCAAUCAUGUACUUUUUCUGUGUAAUUGCAUGCUUUAUUUC